CAAUUUUUUUUUUUUUUCUCCUUUGAAUUUCAUUUUUAUUGAACUAAUUUCAAGAAACAAUUAUAUAUAGUUAUGUAGAGCAGUUAAAUAUCUCAGGUAAUUCCACCACCUAGUUACAGGCUGUAUCAGUCGUUUCACUCUCUCUCUUAAUUCUUGAUUUCUUGUUUUCAGGAAUAAAUAGAUGAGUAGCAGAAGUAAUACAUAUAUAUAUAUACUUAACGGAGAGAGUGAUUUUGGGGAAGAGAACUUAACGGCCACAUGGGGACGCAGAUUCUGGAGAUCAACUUGAUCUCCGCCCAGGGUUUGAAGCCGCCGUCUGCUAACUUGCGCCGAAUCCAAACCUACGCCAUCACCUGGAUUGACCCUGCGACGAAGCUCCGAACCCAUGUGGACUCAGUCGGCGGCGAGAACCCUACCUGGAACGACAAGUUCCUCUUCCGAGUGUCCGACGAAUUCAUCGCCGGGGACACCUCCGCCGUCGCCGUUGAGAUCUUCGCCGUCGGUUACAUCAAGGAUAUCCUCAUCGGCACUGUGCGUUUUCUUCUCAGCACGUGUCUGAAGCGAGCGGCGUCGCCGAUCGACUCCGCCGGCGAGGGUUCGAUCGGAACCCCUUCCUGCACUGGCUUGCAGAUCCGCCGCCCCUCCGGCAGAUUCCAAGGCGUUCUCAACAUCGCCGCCGCCGCGUACCGCUCCUCCGAUUACGCCGUCCUGGAGAACGUCUCGGCCGUGAGUUUCCGAGGCCUGAUGGAGAAGAAGGAGAACGAGUCCCGCCGGCAGCGGAGGCUGAGCCGAGGCGGAUCUAGGCGGAGCCAGCAGUCCUCCGGCGGAGAAUCAUGUGAUUUUUCCGACGGUGCCGAUUCGACCACGUCGUCUUCCUCGACGGCUUCAACGGCGUUGAAGGAGUGGAACUGUGUCCGACAAAUGGCGGGAAAGAUGAAAGAUGCCAAAUCCAACGGCGCCGGUGGAUUGCUUUGCGGGUUGAAGAUGCAGAGGAAGAUCCCCUUCUGUCCGUCGGAUCAAAAUCUCGACUUAUGGGAAGACUCUUUCGAUGAAGAGAAGGAUUGAUCAACGGCUGAGAUCACUCCAAGCAGAGAUCACUCAAAUAUCCACACUGUUAUCCAUUUUUUUUUUUUUACCUGAUAAAAUUUUGAAGCAAACUCUACAAGCAGUGUGGAUUAAAUUCAUUUAGUAUUCUUUACAAUUCUUUUUUCUUUUCCAAUAAAUUGAAUUCAUUA
Molecule: messenger RNA, 1235 nt
Organism: Erythranthe guttata (spotted monkey flower)
Lineage: Eukaryota; Viridiplantae; Streptophyta; Magnoliopsida; Lamiales; Phrymaceae
Product: Calcium-dependent lipid-binding (CaLB domain) family protein
Biological process (GO): defense response
Source: RefSeq, a predicted model, not a curated record